Verruconis gallopava is the source of this 3471-nucleotide messenger RNA. RefSeq lists its product as uncharacterized. Lineage: Eukaryota; Fungi; Ascomycota; Dothideomycetes; Venturiales; Sympoventuriaceae. The transcript is spliced from 4 exons. The record is from RefSeq and is a predicted model, not a curated record. Bases 177 to 3020 code for a protein of 947 amino acids.
GUCGCUGAGCAGCAUCUCCACCCCUUUGCAAAAGCAAAGCGGCAGGGACACGUUCAUUCAAGCAUCUAGUCGGAAACCCAAGAGGUUGGCAACUGCCUCUGCAACGCUUGAUAAGAAUCGAGAAGAAAUGACAUGAUUGCGCCCUGUCGUCUUCUCAUACCGUCACACCCUCCUCCAUGCGACCGUCUCUCGACCAGGCGCAGCAUGUCUUCGAGAGAAUCAAGCCUGCGCUGCUUCCUACCCUCUCGCUCGUCGCUUGCACAGUCCAAAACCUCAAGACUCCAGUCAGACACUCGCUGUUCGUCAAUGCGAUCGCGUGGGUUCUGGUCAGCGUAGUUUGCGCCCAGCGCGUCGGGCUUAGAGAUGGAGUACGCGACUCGCAGAAGACGAAGACAUGCCUGCUGUCAGGAGUCCUGUACGCACUGGCACUGGGCUGCGAAAGGGCAGCCGUGGACAAAGAGGGCUUGCUUGCACCGCAGGCACUGCUUCCUCUCGUCGUGUACGUUAUCCUCCGAGUCCUUCUCGACCACGCAACGUCCUCCCGUAUCCACGAGACACUUGAGAAGGUCAAGAUAUCAGGGUUUAGACGAUUGCUCCUCAUCACAACAGGCACUGGCAUCGUCGCACUGAGCUGCUCGUUCGUGCGCCUUCCCGUCACCGCAUUAGGGGUGAGCAGCACGAUCUUCAAGGCCUGCGCGCUGCUGCUGCUGGAGACCUCCUUGAGCUCCGCGCAGAGCGAGAGGCAGCAUGCGGCGAACUCUCCCAAUGGCCUGCUCCAGAAACGUGCGCCCAUUGACAAUGGCGACGUCGAGAUCGACGUGCGCCAUGCACGCGACUUUGCUGGCGUUGUCGCUCUUAUCAGCUUUAUACUCUGUGUUUCUUUUGAGACCUUGCGUAGCUACGACAUGGUCUAUAGGCCACAGCAAGGGCCCGUUGAUAGCAAGGCGCAACGCCUUCCCCCAGUGAAGACGAUAUACUACAAUUGGGAUGUUGGCGCCGAUCUUGUCGGCGUGAUAUUCGAGACUGCAAAGGCGUUCUCCAUGCUGCUAAUCAUCCGACAGCAGGGCACUUUUGACUUCAGUUUAGUCUUAGUCGGUGGAGCCUUGGCAGCACGGAUGAUCAGCCGCUUCACAGCGUGGGAACUCUGGCUUACCAUCAUCUACGCGGCAGCCGCGCUCCUAAUAGUCGAUGAAGCGCAGCCGGUCUCCAUCUUUUCAUCCGCGCGCAGGAGAAUGCGAGCGCGACAGGUGACAUCGCUUCUCGCUGGUUUGUCACUCGUUGGCUUCUUCUAUGCGUACUUAGCGCGUCGACCACAUGGAUACUUUCAUCGAGUUCCGUUAUUCGAACCGUUCCCCGUGGAACCGCCAAUUGAACUCCUGGGCCCUUUGAUGUCGGCUGAUCACCGCUCACAUCCAAUUGAUCAACUGGUGAGGUCAGCAGAGACACAAUUCAAUGAACUCAAAAAUGCGCAAUCCCAGUCUCUCGCAGAAGCUGUCGCCGAGUAUCGUCGAAGAUACGGCAUACACCCUCCUCCAAAGUUCGACAUGUGGUAUGAGUUUGCUAAGCGAAGAAAUGUUCAACUGAUAGAUGAGUACGAUACGAUUUUUGAGCAGCUGCAGCCGUUCUGGGGUCUGACGCCCCAAGUCAUUCGAUCUCGCGUCGCCGAAGCUAUUGGCUAUGAGAACGUUCUUCUAACAGUCAUGAUUCGUAACGGCGAAACCGUCAAGGUUUCUGGCGGUGCUGAAUGGCAGCAAGAUGCGACUGUUGGAAUGAUGAAGGAGUUUGUACAUCACCUACCAGACAUGGACCUAGCCUUCAACAUCCAUGACGAGCCUCGAGUCAUUGUGCCGGCAGACCAUCUAGCUCGCUUGAUAAACACCGCGCGCACAAAAAACAUGCCCGCAGCCUUCGCAACCAAAAACCCAGAGAACCAGUUCUCCGCGCGACCGAAGGACCUAGGAGACGGCAAGCAUAUCCCCGAGUUUCGCUCCACGCGGUUUAAUAAGUUUGCGCAUCAGCACACGUGGACACAUUCACGCGCGUCCUGCCCGGCAGACUCACCCGCCCGCGACUACGAAGAGGUGUCCAAAGAUAACAUCACGUCGUACGCUUUCAGUGAUGUCGGCUUCGUUUACAACCAAUCCGCAUUCCAAGACAUCUGCAUGUCCCCGUCAUUCCGCGAGACAUAUGGAUUCUUUGACCGCCCAAAUGCCUUCAACAUCGUACAAGACCUCUUUCCAAUAUUCUCUCAAAGCAAAAUCAGCAGCUUUCAGGACAUCCUUUACCCUAGCCCGUGGUAUUGGGCAACAAGAGUAGGCUACAUAGAAGAAAGGGACAUGGACUGGGACAAAAAGGAAGACCAGCUGUAUUGGCGUGGUUCUACUACCGGAGGCUUCAGUAGGAAUGGCGGUUGGCGAAGGCAGCAUCGGCAGCGUGUAGUACGGAAAAUCAAUGCCCCAGACCGAGCAAAAAUUUUUGUGAAUCGCGGCGCGGAAAAUGAACCAAACUGGGUAUCAGAAGAAGUGAACAGGAAGGACUUCUCUUCUCUCAUCAACGUCAUGUUCUCUCACGUCGGCCAGUGUGAUCCGGGUGAUUGUGAGGCACAGCGAGAAUACUUCACGAUCGCCGAAAAGGCCGACCAGCAGGAUGCAUGGAAGUACAAAUUCCUUCUCGACAUGGACGGCAAUGCCUUCAGCGGUCGCUUCUACGCUUUUUUGAAGAGCAAGAGCCUUGUGUUCAAGAUGGCCGUCUUCCAAGAGUGGCACAAGGAUUGGCUGAAGCCUUGGGUACACUACAUCCCUAUUUCUCUGAAGGGCGAGGACUGGCUAGAAGCGGUACGAUACUUUGCUUCAGAGCCUGAAGGCAAAGUGCAGGCACCGAGGCUGGCCUGGCAAGGACGAGAGUGGGCAAAGAAGGCGCUUCGCAACGAUGAUUUUGAAGUCUGGUUCUUCCGGCUUCUUCUUGAGUAUGGGAGACUCAUUGAUGACAACAGGGAAAUCAUAGGAUACCCAGGACCAUGAAGUAACUAAAGAGAAGCAAGGGCGCUCCGCGAGUCGAGCAGCGCUGUCAUGCAACGAACAUACGAUUGGGAAACGGUGGCGUGCUCAUGUUCAAUGAAUUCGGCUUUUACUGUACGUAGUCCAUGAGUCUUUUGUACAAUACUUUGAAGAUAGCAUAUCAUUUUCUGGCUGCAUUUGCGUUACCAGCAUCCGCAAAGUCACAGUAAUAGUAAAGUUCUUGGUGGCACAUCAAUCUGCGGGCGGCUUUCCUGGCGCUGAACUGUAGUGAAAUCUCUCCGCGAACGCUCCUCACAAAUACCGACGUUUCAGGCAUCCGAAUUUGCUCCACUCUACGCUUAUGCCGAUGGCCCAAUUCGCUCCCACGAGGAAAAGGAUCCCCGCAUCUCCAAGAUUUAGUCCCCACAUUAUUCUCCAUUCGUCCUUUGGCGGUUCUAGACGACACCUGCAUCGG